CUGGGGAGCAGUACUGUUUUUGUUGUGGUCCGUAACAAAGAUAAAAAAAGACGUAGAACUUUUCAACUUACAGCUUCUUCUGUCUAUACAGGACGUCUUCAAGUCUUGAAGAAGUUUGAGAGAACGUAAGGAGCUACACUACGAAAAGGUAAAGCCUUAAACGUGUGUCCAUAAGACUCUAUCACCGCCACGCAAGACACCUGUACAAACCCGGUCCCGUGUUGAAACAACGCCCGGCUUGAAAUACUUCAACUCCGACACAUCUUGCACCUAGACAAACGAGCAAACAGACCAAGAGAAAAGUUCCAGAGACUCGGUCGCUUGUCUACUUGCGGUUUUCAAGAAGAAGAACGAACAGUUUCUAACAAGAUGGGAGACGAGGUGAUAGAACAGAACGGAGUGGAGCUGUCGAACGUGGAGGCCGGCACUGGUAAGGAGAAGAUCGUGAUGGAGGAGGAUGAGUCGGCUGACGACCGCCCCGCCUGGGACAACAAGAUCCAGUACCUGCUGUCUCAGAUCGGCUUCGCUGUGGGGCUGGGAAACGUCUGGAGGUUCCCGUACCUGUGUCAGAGGAACGGCGGAGGUGCGUUCCUGAUCCCGUAUUUGAUCAUGCUGGUGAUCGAGGGGAUCCCGAUCUUCCACCUGGAGUUGGCCAUCGGACAGCGGAUCCGGAAGGGAUCCAUCGACGUGUGGAACCAGAUCAACCCGUUGCUAGGCGGGGUCGGCGUUGCCAUGGUAGCGGUGUCGUUCCUCGUCGCCCUGUACUACAACGUCAUCAUCGGGUGGUGCGCCUUCUACUUCUUCAACUCCUUCCAGGCGCCCCUACCCUGGGCCACCUGUCCCGGCAAUGGAACAGUCCUGGAGUGCGAGAAGUCGUCCCCUACAGCAUACUUCUGGUACAGGGAGGCGCUGGACACCAGCGAGUCCAUUGAAGACGGAGGGGGGAUCAACUGGAAGAUGAUGCUGUGCAUCUUCACCGCUUGGCUCAUCGUGUGUGUCUGUAUGAUCAAGGGCAUCAAGUCAUCCGGCAAGGCGAUUUACUUUACCGCCACCUUCCCGUACGUGGUUUUGCUGAUUUUCUUCGUGCGAGGAGUUACACUAGAGGGAGCCGGCGACGGCCUGGCGUUUAUGUUUUUGCCUAAACUUGACAAGCUUGCGGACCCGAUCGUCUGGCUGGAAGCCGCCACGCAGAUUUUUUUCUCCCUCAGCGUCGCGUUCGGAGGACUCAUCUCUUUCUCCAGCUACAACCCCAGGAAAAACAACUGCACCCGUGACGCCGUCGUGGUGGCCAUCAUCAACUCCGGAACCUCCAUUUUUGCCUCCAUCGUCAUUUUCUCCGUCCUGGGCUUCAAGGCGGUGACAGACAGCCGCAAGUGCCUUCAGGAGUUCCAGGAUGUUCUGGACACGAGGGUUCCCGGAUUCGCGAGCACCAACACGACUGUCACUGCCGCCAACUACAUGGACUUGUGGGGCGAGUACAAUACUACUAACCCCGCCGUCAGGGACUUCAACUUCGGCUACUGCAGUAAGGAGGGCAACCUCAACAACGCUGUUGGUGGCACCGGCUUGGCGUUUGUGGUUUUUACCGAAGCCAUGAACCAGUUCUAUCCGCUGGAGAUGGGUCCAUUCUGGUCCAUCCUGUUCUUCCUCAUGCUGGCGAACCUCGGGCUGUCAUCCAUGUUCGGCACGCUAGAGGGCGUCAUCACCCCACUGAGGGAUGCCGGGAUAUGGAAAUGGCGCAAGGAGUUUCUUGUUGUCCUCCUGUGUGUGGUCUGUUUCCUGAUCGGGCUGAUCUUCGCACAGUAUUCUGGGAGUUACUGGCUGGACAUCUUUAACGACUACAGCGGAACCUUCCCUCUGCUCAUCAUCGCAUUCUUUGAGAACAUCGCCAUUGUGUAUGUCUACGGCUUGAAGAGGUUAUCGGACGAUCUGGAGUACAUGACGGGUUCCCGCCCGAACAUCUACUGGAAGGUGACCUGGAUGUUCCUGACCCCCAUCUCCAUGCUGGUGAUUUUCGGCGCCACGAUCUACACAGAAGCCACCAGGACCAUCACGUACAAGGGAUGGGAUGCCGCACUGGGCCAGGUUGUCGACAAGGGACCGUACCCGUGGUGGGGAGAGAUGAUGUGCUACGUCCUGAUCUGCCUCCCGUCCCUGUUCAUCCCGCUCGUGUUCUUCCUCCGCCUGACUGGAGUCAUGCCCUACCGCGGGGAGACCCUGAAGUCCAAGCAGGCACGCGUGGUAAAGAGCGGCAGCCGGGGAGCCAUCUCCAAACAGAACCUGGUGACGGAUUCGGUGACCUCCGUUUCAGGCUCCUUGGCGGCCUACCCCGCCAACGGAGUCAUUAACCCCGCUUCCACAGCUUUGUAACUAACCCCGCCUGGUGUCCGUUCGUUCGUUCGUCCGUUCGUUCGCCUCUUCAGUCGCGCAUGUGCAGAAGCUUCUGUAGCCGCCAUCUUCCUUCUUCUGAAAAAAGGACUACUGCUGCGAACUUGGCUGCUGAUGUGUAUAUGCUGUAUAAAACGAGGCUAGAUCUGCAUUUAAACGAGCCAAAAGAGAUUUGAUUCUUGCGAUGAUUAAAAAUACGCACAAAUUUUAUAUCACAGAUUACAGAUUUUACAGCAGAAACGAUUCACGUUCAGUAGAAACGAUCGUUUUUCUUGUUUGAACCUAGUACCUCGAAAUCGCCUAUCGGAUCUACAGGGUGACCUAAAUAUGAAAGAUCGUCUCAAAAAUUGUGUACAAUAUCGAGAGCAAAUUUAUUAUUAAUUUAUUGAUACAUUUAUUAUUGAUUUAUUGAAAUCUGUACAGUUCUAGUCUCUUACAUACAGCAGUUUUCGAACGUACUUAUAGUCCUUUUGAAAAACUGAUAGUUAUUCGACUUCUAGAGAAAAAUAGUGUUACUAACAUAGGCUUUCAUUAACAACUGUACACUGUUGAACACUGUUUCAUUGGAAUUGUGACAGAAAUGUAAACCCAAUGAGAUUUUAAGUUACCUAUAUUCAAGAUGCUGGCGUUGUGAAUAUAGGGACAAGUAUUAAGAUCAAAUCUUUCUUUAUCAAAUAUGAUUACUACAAACUUGUAAAGAAUUUGGAAGGAAAAUAAUACAGGAUUUUUAUGAAAUUUUGCCAAAAUGAGAUGUUUUUGUGCUUCCAAAGAUAUAUACAUCCCUCUGUAUUUAAUUCAAAUGUGCCAACGGUUUACAAACAAACAAAACUGCCAAAGAAGCCAAAAUACAAAACUGCCAAAAUACAAAUUCAGAACUGCCAAAAUACAUAACUGCCAAAAUACAAAUUCUACCUUGGAAGAAUAUUUGGUUGGAAAAGCUACACUGCCAUGUAGUGCUACAUUACUUUUUCGUUUACUUUUUUUUUUUUGAGAUGAAAUUUUGACACAUCACACUUUCCCCAAACUCUCCCUUCAAGCAAAAUGCAUGAGACAUGCAAAAUUCCUCACCAUUUGUAUUUUUAAUUUCUAAAUUCUAUUUUACGUUUUGGUCCGUUCUCAGUGUCUACACUCCUUCCACUUUCUAUAAUGCAUGACGUACUUGUGGCAUGUAGCAUGCUUAUUUAAGGUGUUAAGGUGUAAGUUAACUGGUGUUAAGGUGGUUAAGUUAAACCUAAGUUAAGGUGUUCAGAUUCUUCUUAAGGUGGGUGACGGCCUUUCUCCUGAACCAUCUUAAGUCAACGAAACAAAAAUAUUGACCGGGCGUAUUUUUUAUUACCUCUAUUUACAGCUGAAGAUGCGGUUCUCGGACCUAAAGGCUCACCAGGAAGACAGCGAUUCGGUCAAGGCCAUGUUACCGUAGCAUCAUGUGAUCACCACGUGGCCGUCGCGUGAUCAUCACGUGAUCGUCUCAUGAUCGUCACGUGACGCGCAUGAGAUCAUCACGUGACUGGAGAUCACGCAAAGUUGUUUUCUCUUCGAGGCUGAAAACGAUGAUAUUUACGCAGAAUAUUCUGAAUUUUCAGUCUGGAAAAGAAAACAAUCCCAAAUGCUGUCCAGAAAAGAAGUGAAGUUAUUGUCUUCUGCAAGUCAAGCGGUGGAUAUUUAUUUUCGGCAUGAUAUUUGAUAUCGUUGCAGCUGUAAGGUUAUCCUAGCCUCUACCAGGCUUCGGGAAGCGGCUGGAAAGAAAGAGUAGAAAUUGGCCAAGU
Branchiostoma belcheri (Belcher's lancelet) is the source of this 4154-nucleotide messenger RNA. Its product is annotated as sodium-dependent neutral amino acid transporter B(0)AT1-like. Bases 370 to 2370 code for a protein of 666 amino acids. The record is from RefSeq and is a predicted model, not a curated record. The transcript is spliced from 12 exons. Gene Ontology annotation, biological process: sodium ion transmembrane transport. NCBI's taxonomy places the organism in Eukaryota, Metazoa, Chordata, Leptocardii, Amphioxiformes, Branchiostomatidae. Gene Ontology annotation, cellular component: membrane.